CAUAGUAAAUUUAUGUUUUCAAUAAAAAAAAAUCAUGGCAUAUUCCAGGAUAGACUUCAGUGCUUCAUUAACACAGGACUCUGAUGAAGUUCAGGAAAUGUUUUGUGAACAUUGUGAUAAACAUGACAAACGAUAUGUUCCUGCUGAAGGAUUUUGUGAGGAAUGUUUCGAGUACUUGUGUGCUAUAUGUGUGAAGUUCCAUAAAAGAUUAUUGGUCUCUCAUACCAUUAAGGAUAAGGAUAACAUGCCACAGGAUUUCUGUCGAGAGAAAUGUUCUGUUCAUCAAGAUGAAUUAGUCAAGUUCUAUUGUCAAGCAUGCAAGAAAUUUGCCUGUACUGAAUGCAAGACUCAAGACCAUGGGAACUGUAGUAUGGUCAAUCAUUUGCCAGUUCUUGUUUCAGGGAUUGAAAACAGCCAAGAAAUCAAAGGACUCACUGAAAAUCUUGAUGAGUUAAUGAAAGAUUUGGAGAAUACAGAAAAACAUGUUAACAUAAACAUGAAAUAUGUCGCUUCACAAGAAACAAAGAUAUUAGAUACAGUCAUGAAAAAAAAGAAAGAAAUAUUGUCAGUGUUUGAAAAAUAUCAGACAGAUAUAAUUCAAAACUUUGAGAAAAAAAAAGAAGAAAUCUUACAAAAACUUGAAGAAGAGAAAAAAGAGAAAAUCAACAAAUUACAAGAAAAUCAAAGGAAAUUAGAAAAGUUAUUAAAUGAUGAGGAAAAUGAAAUUAAGAGGAAAAUUGAAAUCAUAAAAAAGAAUGACAAGAAAGUUUUGCAGACAAUCACUGAAGAAACCUCCAAAAUAAAAACAAAAAUGAACAGCAUAUCAGCAGAGUUGGUGCAUCAUCAAGGUACAGAUCGAAGAUGUCAACUGUUUGUUGCUAUGAAGAUGGGGCAAGAAAUCAUUGAUCAAUUGAAACCAGAUGCAGAUAAACAAUGUACGAACAAUUCAAUUCAUUAUUACAAAGUAGAAUGCAAAGCUUCUAAACAAAAUAUAACCAAUUUACAAGACUGUGACAAAUUUCUCACCUAUCAAGAAAUACAUGAAUCUGAAGUACCAAGAACUGCAAGUUAUCACACAGGUAUUGAAUUCACAUGUUACACCUGGUCAUCUUUAUGUUUAUUAUCUGAAAACUGUCUUCUAGUUACUCAUUAUUAUAUUAGUAAGCUGAUUAUAUUCAAGAAUAUGUCAGUCAGCACUACAUCAUAUGAUACAAUAGACCUGCCUUCAAAACCUUGGGCAUUUGCUAAAGUUGACAAUAACAAAGUUGCUGUAACAUUUCCUGAACUUACAAUAGUAAGACUGAUAACAUUCUCUAAGUCUAUGACAGUGACCAAAACUGAAGAUAUAGAAGUAGGAGAAGGUUGUCAUGGUGUUGCCUAUAGUGACAACAAGCUUAUAGUAUCUUACCUAACCAUUCCAGCAACAGUGAAAAUACUUGACAUGUCUGGUAAAGUAUUGAAAACAUUUGAUAAAGAUCAGCAUGGGAGAUGUCUGUUUGUUAUUCCUAAUUACUUAACAGUCAGUGCAGACAACACUGUUAUAUAUGUAUCUGACUAUAAUACAAACUGUGUGACAGGUUUAACAUUUGAUGGGAAAGUCAAGGCAAUUUACAAUGAUGACCAGUUGCUGGGGCCAUGUCAACUGACAGUAGAUAGGUCUGGAGCAGUGUUUGUAUGUGGAUUAUGGUCAAACAAUAUACAUCAAUUAUCACCUGAACUGACCAAGGUGAAGAUUCUACUGGAUGAAGAACAAGGAAUGAACCAACCAGUAGGUGUGGCAUACUGCCAGAAUACAAACAGAUUGUAUCUGAAUCAAUCAGAAAGAAACAUGGAAGUGUAUGAUGUAUCACUGGAAUAAAACUAUUCUAUUUCUACCACUUCUUGAAACUAAAUUUACAAAAUGCUUCAGGCCUCUAGCCUAUUGCACGGCAAAUAGUGCAACACAUAGAAUUAACAAAAUUGGUUCAUUAUUUACAAAGUAUGAAUGAUUUAGAACACUGAUAACAAACUGUUGAAAAAAAAUGAAUAAUGGCAAGUCUGCUUUGACUCUGUUCAAAUGUUACACAGCUUUAUAAUUUAAAAAGGUGCCUUUUACUAUCCUUGAACAAAACAAAAUAUAAAGGGAAGUGUUAAGGCUUACAUAAAGCAAUAUUUAUAUAUGUUUUGAUUUAAUAAUAUGAAACAGCUCUACAUUCAUUUGUAAGAAUGUGGGCUGCAUGUUUUGUUUCUAUUUUAAGUUAAUUUGAAAUUUAAUAACAUUUGAUAUUGUGUAGUUUUAUCAGCAUAUCAAAACAAUAAAUCAGUAAACAGAUAAGCUUUAGUAUAAGUAAUAAAUCUAUAAUUAUUGUUGAAAUGCUUGACAUGUGGUCUUUGUUUGUCUUGGUUGGUUUUACCUUACACCAACACUAUUUUGGUCACAAUCUACCAGAACAGGAAAGAUAAUUUUGGCUCACAUCUGGUGUUACAAACU
Ruditapes philippinarum (Manila clam) is the source of this 2470-nucleotide messenger RNA. RefSeq lists its product as uncharacterized. The transcript has a single exon. The record is from RefSeq and is a predicted model, not a curated record. NCBI's taxonomy places the organism in Eukaryota, Metazoa, Mollusca, Bivalvia, Venerida, Veneridae. The coding region runs from base 35 to 1858 and encodes 607 amino acids. Gene Ontology annotation, molecular function: zinc ion binding.